This is a messenger RNA of Brassicogethes aeneus, 1065 nucleotides long. NCBI's taxonomy places the organism in Eukaryota, Metazoa, Arthropoda, Insecta, Coleoptera, Nitidulidae. The record is from the annotation of a GenBank genome assembly.
UAGAUGGCCAACGGUAACACAUGUCAAAAUAAAAUUCCCUAGAUCAAAUAAUCGCCAUUUUUCCUAAUCAUACGCAGUAAAUUUUUUGGUGUGGAACUUUCAACGUUUAAGGUGUUUAUUUGUUAGUUUUCUGAUCGACUUCAGUUCGUAAAAAAUGGCCCACCGCAAAAAGGUUCUAUUGAAAGUGAUAAUUUUGGGGGACUCUAGCGUUGGCAAAACGUCGUUGAUGAAUCAGUAUGUGAACAGGAAGUUCUCGAACCAAUACAAGGCAACAAUCGGUGCAGAUUUCUUGACAAAGGAAGUUACUGUCGACGAUAAAAAUGUCACAAUGCAAAUCUGGGAUACUGCUGGACAGGAACGGUUCCAAAGUUUGGGAGUUGCCUUUUACAGAGGAGCUGAUUGUUGCGUAUUAGUGUUCGAUGUGACAGCCCCAAACACGUUCAAAUCGUUGGACAGCUGGCGCGACGAGUUUUUAAUUCAGGCGUCGCCUCGCGAGCCCGAAAAUUUCCCGUUCGUUUUGCUAGGCAACAAGGUGGACCUAGAGCCGCGCGCAGUAUCCGCCAAGCGCGCGCAGCUGUGGUGCCAGUCGAAGAACAACAUCCCCUACUUUGAAACUUCGGCGAAAGAGGGCCUCAAUGUCGAGCAGGCCUUCCUGCAGAUCGCCAAAAACGCGUUGGCGCAGCAAAACAGCGCCGUUGAUUUGUACAACGAGUUCCCCGACCAGAUCAAGCUGACCAAUACGCAGAAGCCGAGUGGGGGCGGGGACUCGUGCGCGUGCUAGGAGAUGGUGGAGGGGGUGCAAUGCAAGGCUAAAACAUUUUUUUCGCGCCGUUAAUCAUAUCGAAUGUACAUAUUUUAUGGAAAUAAAUCCCAGCUUGCAAAUUAUUUUUUAAUUUCUUUCUCUGUAUGUUUAACGCUAUUUAUUAAACGAAACACAACAAAUUCAACUGUGGUUUUCAAGGAAUAAUAGAUUGUGAUAAUUUAAAUCUAAUUACUGGAUUUUUCUAUACCUAUACAUAAUACAAUUUAUGUUUCAAUUUGUUUAACCUCAACAUGCAAUAUUUU